Messenger RNA from Dichotomopilus funicola, 156 nucleotides. RefSeq lists its product as uncharacterized. The coding region runs from base 1 to 156 and encodes 51 amino acids. The transcript has a single exon. The record is from RefSeq and is a predicted model, not a curated record. NCBI's taxonomy places the organism in Eukaryota, Fungi, Ascomycota, Sordariomycetes, Sordariales, Chaetomiaceae.
AUGGCCUACUCGUGCCAAAAGUACCGCCGUCACGUUUACAGUCCCUGCGUCUACUACCUACGCUACAACUCGGGCAAGGUUGUCAACCUCUCCCCGGCACUGGUAGGCUUCUGCAGCAAGUGCGCCCAGCUGUUCCAGUACGUCAACUACAAGUAA